UAAAUAUGGCAGUCAGUGGUAAAUUUGUCGAAAUGUUUGAAGCCGACCUCAGAUUCAAGGUCGACAGCAAAUGCCCCUCAGGACAGAUGGAAGAAAGAUACCUUGUUAAAAGUUUCCAGUUCUUUGAUUUCCACAGGACAGGACUUAUUGAUUUUACCCAGUUUUAUAAAACACUUGAGAGAGUAGGAGUGAUACUUACAAAACCAAAUGCUUUAAAGAUUUUCGAACAGGUAGUAGAAAGAGUAAAUUCUAAUUCAGCAAGUCCUUCCAGCAACUCGGAUUUGCUAGAUUAUCGAACUUAUGCCAGACAGGUUUAUAAUCCAGAGUCUUACGACUCUGUUGUUGAUAAUCAAGUCCACAAACCCUUAACCACCCCUGUAUACGAAACUGGGUACGAUGUGAACACUCCGAGCCAGUCAGAGACAUACAGCCAGCAUGGAGAUGCUGAAAGCUCCCACCAAACUCCAAGAAUUGUCAGAAGUGGGAUGAAGGAUCCUAACACAGACACUCUUGAAAUGAUUCUCCAGGAGCUUCGUAAAAGAGUCAGGGUCAGAGGUCCCAAUGCUUACGCACUUCUUCACAGACAAUUUAAAAUAGUUGAUAUUAACCAGGAAGGAUUUGUUAAUAAAUUUGAGCUCUCCAAGAUCUUAAGAGAAAUGGACCUGAAUCUCCUAGAGAGCCAAUUUAUGGUCUUAUUUGACGCUUAUGAUCUUAACAAAGACGGGAAUCUGAGUUAUCAUCAAUUCUUAGAUGAGCUUUUUGGACUUCAGCAGCAGGAGUCUCCUCAGGAAGAAAUCAAAAUGAGAGAGAGCCCUCCAAAACAUGAAAUUGAGCAGACUCCAUCUCCAGCAAAAUCAGAGCCAGUUUCUGAGACAAGAUCUCGACCAGAGCCUUAUCCAAUGCCCCAUGCAGAUUUUCAUCCAAAAGCUCAACCAGGAUAUAAUCAAGAGCUGACUGCUGAGAAUGUGAAGAAGCUUGAUCCUAUUUCUCACACUAAGCCAAUGUACCAAGAAAUUGGGGAGAAAAACUACAAAGAGAACUAUACUCGUUCAGAGGCCUCUUUUGAUGAAAAUAGGAGUUACACUAGUGACUCAAGCUUUGGAUUCUUACCAGAGCAACCAAAAAUUAUCCCUAAAUUCCAAAAGAUAUUGUUCCGUAGACUCAUGGAUUGCAUUCGGCCAAGAGGAGUCAAAGGUCUGAUUGGCUUCUCGCGCCAGUUAAACCUCUAUGACACAAGCAAGAGUGGUUACUUAUCUCAAGAUGAGUUCAAACAGGCGUUCUCAGACUAUGAAAUAGAAAUGAUUGAUAUCGAUGUUGAGCAUCUCUACAACUCCUUCUGCCAUCAAGAAGAAGGAGGUAAACUAAACAUCAACGAGUUCUUAGAAACCUUCAUCCAACCGAUGAACAAGAACAGGUUCUCCCUCGUCAAAAAGGUCUGGAAGCACCUUGACUAUCAAAAAGAAGGCAGACUCCCAGUCGGUUACGUCAUGGAUAGUUACGAUGCCAGCAGGCAUCCUGAUGUCACUAGUUUUAGGAAAGACCAAGAAGAAGUUGAUUAUGAGUUUAGAGAUUACUGGCAGAAGAAAGCUCAUUAUUCUUAUUAAAUAGAGAUUCAGGGA
Messenger RNA from Moneuplotes crassus, 1619 nucleotides. Lineage: Eukaryota; Ciliophora; Spirotrichea; Euplotida; Euplotidae. The record is from the annotation of a GenBank genome assembly.